CCAAGAGCGAAGCGAGUUAGUGCCGCUACCUAGCCCACCACCAAAAAGUCUGUCUCACGUGCUCCACGACCUCGCACACUAGAUAUGUCAGGUCGAACGGAGAUGGAGAGACGCUCCAAACUCACCAACGAGCUUAUAGCUUUGCAGCAACAGACACCCGAGCAGCCGUACAGCAUAAUACAUCGUACAAACCUCGCUGCAGCGUACAAAAGCCUUGGAUAUCCUGACCUUGCUAUUGGAGAUGCAUACAAGGCGCUUUUGCUUAUUGAUGAAGUGACCGAGGAAGGGGAAUACCAUGAUGAGGCUUUAGAAGCCGCAAAUGCCGACUACAUCUCAGAGGGUGCUGCCAACCUGACAAUCGAGCCCAACAACACUGCCCAAUCUGAGGAGGAAGACAAAGUUGUCGCCUGGGCGCGAUUUCAUCUCUCGAGAAAUGCGCAUGACAUCCUGAUAGAAGCCCUUUUGGCUUGCGGCUGUUUCCGUAGCGCCUUCGACUAUAUCGCUCGCGCAACGAAAGCUUUCCCGGAUGACGAUGUCUUUGUCAAGUAUGACGAAACCCUGACCUCAAAACUUCGGGCCUACUAUGAGGAAAACGGCGAAGACGUCGAUGCUAUUGAGGUUGACGAUUAUCCCGACAAAGGGCUCGUUCGUCGCGAAAACUACGCCUGGAACGAGUACGAGCCAGACCGUCAUUCAAAAGAAAGCUUACAAUUCCUCAAUAAUGAAUUGGCGAGCAUAGCCCCAAAGCUCGAGGUUCGGAUAUCUGAGCUUCCUCUCCUCUCAACAGAUCCGCUAAGCCAGGAGUCGAAUGUCGAGGUUCAAUUUGUGAAACAAUUAGGCAUAUUCGCGAAAGAAGAUAUCGCGCCCGGAGAAGAAGUGCUUAAUGAAAGGUCUCUCAUGACAGCUAUAUCCAGGCUUCACGAUGUUUAUUGCGAUGCUUGUAGUACUACAUUGCCAAGCUCGCCAGAAAACACAAACACCAUCCUCUCCUGCGAAGAAUGCGACGAGGUGUUUUUCUGUAGCGAAGAUUGCCACGACUUAGCGCAGGAUACCUACCACCCUGCAAUCUGUGGAGUAAGCGUAGAGCAAAGUAAAGUCCCUGCUCGCGAAGCCGCAGACUCUCUGUACUCCAGUCUCCUUGUCCGAGCGCUUGCACUUGCCGAAACACAAGAUCUUCAUCCCUUGGAGCUGAAAGAGCUACGUUACAUAUGGGGCGAUUAUCAUGGCAAGGAUCUUGAUACUGCAUGGCGAGUCAAUCAUGAGGGCCAGCUGGUCAACGCUUUUGCUGGUGUCCCGCAAACGUUGCCAUUCUCGUUCAACAACAAUAUCAUCAAACCUCUACACUUGUUGGAGAAGAUGGACGUCAACAUCUUCACUCAAAGCUACCGAUAUGAUACCUGGGUCUUCAACACCAUCUAUGCCAAACUAAGAGGCACGGCCUCUGCCCAACAAGGCCUAGACGGACGACCGGAGAUAGGCGCUGUCCACCCGAUGUGGUGUCUCGCCAAUCAUAGCUGCGAUCCGAACGUGGCUUGGGAAUGGCAAGGGUCUAUGAAAUUCUGGACUCGUCAGAAGCUUGUCGAUUGGAAAGGUAGAGAUUCCAGUAAGAGUCCUGGGCUGAAGAAGGGCGAAGAGGUCUUUGGACAUUACUGCGAUGUGCGAUUGCCCGUACAAGAACGCAGAGAAUGGGCGGCCGGCGCGCUGGGUGGAGACUGCAUGUGCCAGAGAUGUGUUUGGGAGGAGGCUGAGCAAUGACGCCUUAAAAACGCAGCAAAAACGACCCAAUGCCACUGAGCACAUUUCUGUAAUCCUACUACGGAGAUCACUCCCGCACCAACCACCUGUUGGCCUUUACAGCUCAGAAGAACUUAUAGAUAUCGACGCUAGGCGUGUAAAGAUCGUGUACAACGCUAGCAUACCGGGGAAGUAUGAUGCACAUGCCGGGGCAUCAUGUCCCAACCCUGUUCCCAACUGCCUUGCAGAAGACUCGCUAAACGUCCGACAAAAUCG
Molecule: messenger RNA, 2010 nt
Organism: Boeremia exigua
Lineage: Eukaryota; Fungi; Ascomycota; Dothideomycetes; Pleosporales; Didymellaceae
Exons: 3
Coding region: 85-1755 (556 amino acids)
Cellular component (GO): nucleus
Molecular function (GO): protein binding
Source: RefSeq, a predicted model, not a curated record